AUGCAGGCCACAAGUAUGAUCCGCGCGUCCCCGAAGCCCGAAACUGCACCCAAGCAAAAGGCUACCCGCGUGGAGGAGUGGUCUCAGCUUCCACUACGAGAAUGGCCGGAUCUGGAGCGUUGGUUGACGGUGAUGUCGGAGCAAUUCAGCGUUGAACUGCCCGCUGGGGAGGUGUUAUUUCCCGUAGCCUCCGGUGGAGAUAUUCAUUCGGGUCCGAUUACCCCAGGUAAUCUCGGUGGGACCCGCCACUGGAGUCGUCUAGGAGGUCCCCAGUUGCACUCCGCUUCUUAUCUGUCCCCAGAGACGGUCAUCACAGAAGGUGGCCAUGAAGAGCGCGGGCGGCAUGCUCCCGUGCUGGAAACUUCACCCUCAUCAUAUGCCAUACACGGCACCGUGACUAGCGAGGUUUCCGCAUCAAUUGCUCGGGCUCCGUCUGAUAUGGGGGAAUGUGCCAGGUCACUUCCAGCUGCAAGGGACAACGAACCAACCGCAGCGGAACCAGGGCCGGCGCGCCAGCUGACGCAGAGAAACCCUAGUAUAUACUUCUGA
Molecule: messenger RNA, 549 nt
Organism: Penicillium riverlandense
Lineage: Eukaryota; Fungi; Ascomycota; Eurotiomycetes; Eurotiales; Aspergillaceae
Exons: 1
Coding region: 1-549 (182 amino acids)
Source: RefSeq, a predicted model, not a curated record